Phytophthora nicotianae INRA-310 is the source of this 1128-nucleotide messenger RNA. RefSeq lists its product as hypothetical. Bases 1 to 1128 code for a protein of 375 amino acids. Lineage: Eukaryota; Oomycota; Peronosporomycetes; Peronosporales; Peronosporaceae. The record is from RefSeq and is a predicted model, not a curated record. The transcript has a single exon. Gene Ontology annotation, cellular component: plasma membrane.
AUGGCGCGUUCGUCGAUUCUCUUUGUGCUGUUGCUCGGCCAAGUGGCUCUUAUUGCGUCCUGUGUACAGGGUGCAACGAACAGCACGGUAUCAACUUUGGAGGACUCGAUCUUCGAUUCGACAAAAGAAACAAAUUUGGGCGGAUCAAUUCUUGCAGUGGUCGCUGUUCUCAUCGGCGGCGGGGUGACAGUGUACGGCUACCGGUACAUGUAUGAGACCGUCUUCGCUAUCGGCUUUGCUCUUGGAUCCGUGGGAAUCGCUGUGACUGCAGAGCGCAUGCUCGUCGAUAAGUCGUACUGGUCCCUCGGUUCGUGGCUUGCAUUCAUCUUUGGCGGCCUCUUAUGCGGUGGCUUGGCCAUGUGGGUCCACCCGAAGAGCAACUUCAUCGCAGGUGUGGCAGGAGGCAUCACACUCGCGGUUAUCCUGACCAAUUCUGCAGCAUACUACAUUUUCCCCAACCAGACCCAGGAAUUAUUCACAAUUAUGUGCGUAAUCUUCGCGGUUAUAUUCGCUGCAGUGGACCUGAAGUAUGGUAAGCCGGUGGAAAUCGUGGGAAUCAGCAUCUUCGGCGCCGCCAGUUUUGCAUGGGGUAUCGGUUUUUUCGUUGGCGACUUCCCGUACCCGAACAACCUCAAGAAAUACGCAACACAGAAUGUGAAUGGUGACCUGGAAUACUCUAUCCCGACUGUGUGGUGGGGCUACCUGGGUGGGAUCGUGGUGAUCUCAGUGUUUGGCAUGUUUAUACAGUUCCGGAAGACCAGCCGCACCAUGGUUGACGACGAGUUCGCUGGCUUUGAACCCAAUGGUUUCGGAUACCCUAUUGACGCGGUGCCGUAUAUGGAGAGCGAGAAGCAGCGGCCAACGAUCCCUGUGUUGGAUCCACCCGCAAGCACGGCACGAGAAUCCGACUACUUGCCAACAUCGUACCCAGCACACGAGUCCUUUUGCAGACUGUACUCACGCAACACAGAGGCUCAAUCGAUUAGCAAGAUGAGGUCAAAAUUCUUGGAGGCACGAGCGCAAUCUAUGGAGACGAAAACUCCGAUGGACACUAGAAGUAGCAUGCAGCCGACAACGACGAACUCUUCCAGAGGAAUGAUGCCAGAGGUGCAAGAGGAGGAGCUAUAA